Molecule: messenger RNA, 1632 nt
Organism: Saprolegnia parasitica CBS 223.65
Lineage: Eukaryota; Oomycota; Saprolegniomycetes; Saprolegniales; Saprolegniaceae
Exons: 1
Coding region: 1-1632 (543 amino acids)
Source: RefSeq, a predicted model, not a curated record
AUGCUGCCACCGCGCUGCCUCCUCGCGCCCGAGCUGCUCGAGGCAAUCGCCGUCUUCGUCGCGUCGCCGCUCGAGCUCUUUGCACUGCUCGAGGCGCUGCCCCACGACGCGCUCUCGUCGCCGCUUGCGAGCCUCCGCGCGCUCCACGAGGCCACAACCUCGCACGUCUUCACGUAUGCCAAGUACGACGAAGUGUACUUCAAUGGCAUCUCGCUCUGGCCAACGCUCGCGCUGCCCCGUGCGAUCGAAGAUCCAAGCAUCCUUCGCCACAUUGAAGAGGCGCUCGAGCUCUUCCCGGUCUUGAGCCACGAGUCGCUGGCCUUCCCGCUGCCAUUUGCCCUCGGCCAUCGCACCAAGCUGCAUGUGCCCAACGUGUACUUUCCCGCGGUCCUCGACAAGGCGCUGGCGCACCACCGCGACGACAUUGGUUCGAUCGGGCUCUUUAUCACGGACCGGCGGUCGCGCAGCGCGCAUGCCGACGGCGGCCUCGUCCAGCGCUUGGCGUCGUUGUCGGACCUUCCGUCGCUGCGCGACCUCGCAGUGCACAUCCAGUGGCAUGCAUCGAGCAUGACCGACGAGCUCGAAGCCGUCCUUGUUGCGCUCAUGACCGCGCCCGUCACUUCGCUCACCCUCGAUGUGGCGCUUGACGAUACGACAUGGCCACCGGCGCUCCUCACGGCGUUCACGGCUUGGCUCGAGACGCAUGCGCUCUUAAACAGCGUCACGCUCACGCAGCUCACGCUGCCUACCGCCGGCAUUGAGGCAGUGUGCGACGCGCUCUGGGCCUCGCGCUCGCUGCGCGCCGUGGGUCUCCACGAUCCGCGGAUCGUUGCCGCGGUCUCGUUUCUGCGCCGCCCGCUUCCGCCAUCGUGGACGCGCUUAGAUGCAUCGCUGUGCGAAUACGCCGAUGGGAGUGCGCUGGUGGCGUUGCUUGCGAACGCCAGCCUCGCGCACCUCGCACUCUCGUUCGCGGAUGCCCGGUAUGCGAUCGAUGUCGGGCGCGAACUCGUGCUCGAGACGCUGCCGACACUGACUUGUCUUCGGCACUUGAAGCUCACUUCGGUGCCGCUUUUGCCGGACGUGUCGACGGCGCUCGCAGCGAUACUGCCGCGUCUCCGCGGGCUCUGCCUCGAGCAAAACAUGCUUGAAAACGCUGGCGCGAUUGCGCUUUCGGCGCAGCUUCCGCACUGCAAGCGGCUGCAGUCGCUCACGCUGCGACGCCAAAAUUUCUCAAACAACGGCUGCGUUGCGCUUGCAGACGGCACGGCGCGCUGCCCCUCGAUCGAGUGCGUCGAUGUGGCCGACAACCACGUCGGGUUGGCCGGCGCCGUCGCGUGGAGUCGACUGCUUCCGCGAUUGACGCUGCUGGACCUCUCGGGCUGCCAUGUGCCGCGCAAAGGCGCCGAAGCGUUCGCGCGCAUCCUGCCGCACACAACGUACUUGACCAAGCUCGUGCUCGACAACAACCCGAUCCAGCGGCGCGGCGUCCAAGCGAUCGUGAAGGCGGUGGCGUCGACGCCACACCGCAAGGCCGUCGUGCGACUCGCCGAGAUCAUCGACUUUGACGACGAAGCGCUGUGCGUGGCGCCGGUCGCCGGCACGCCGCACGAAGCGUGGCUCGAGUUUUACUAG